AUGACAGUUUUGCCCCAGGAACAUUUAACAUAUAGCACCGGCCCCCGUGGAUCCAAGCGCCUUCGAAAAGCAGCGGCUGCGCUCUUGACAGAGAGGUUUCGGUCACGAUCACCUGUCACAUAUGAAAACAUCAUUGUCACUCCAGGUAUGGCAAGUGCUAUUGAUGGAAUAUCGUUUGCAAUCUGUGAUGAGAACGACGGUAUUUUGGUUCCUCGGCCGUUGUAUAAUGGAUUUGUUUUCGACUUGAUGAACAGGAGUGACGUCCAGGUUAGAGGGGUCAAAUAUGAAGGCAUCGAGGGGUUCAGUGGACUAGACGAUCUUUUUCUACCUGGUGUUAACAGAAGAGCGCUUGAGAAGGCGCUCUGCGAAGCCAAAGAGACCGGAGUUAACAUUCGCGCUCUUUUGAUUUCCAAUCCACAUAACCCCCUGGGGAGAUGCUAUCCCCCAGAAACGUUGAGAGAGUUUGCUCUGUUCUGUGGCAAGAACGAUCUACAUCUUAUCUCUGAUGAGAUCUAUGCAUUCUCUGGGUUUCAAAACCCCGAAGCCCCAUUACUGGACACAUUCACUUCGAUUCUCGCUUUGGACCUGGAUUCUUCGAUCGACCCAACCCGCAAACAUGUGCUCUAUAGCGCAAGUAAAGAUUUCUGCGCGAAUGGGCUACGCAUGGGUUUUGUCUACACCGUCAACGAGGGUAUCAUGGGGGCGAUUUCAAGCAUCAGCAUGUUUUCCUGGUCACCGCAUAUGCUCCAGGAUGUCUGGGCUGCCAUGAUGGAACGCGGUCACUGGAUGGACGGCUUUAUGAGGCGAAAACAAGAAUUGAUGCUGGACCGGUACAAGAUGACUACGGCAUUCUUGUCUGAGCAUGGAAUCCCUUACUAUGACAUGAAUGCGGGGUUGUUUCUUUGGAUUGAUCUUCGCCAUGUUCUGUGCGGGAAUCCACAGACACAGCCGUCUGAUGAUAGCAGUUUAGAUGGAGCAGCUUCUGACGCCCAGCCCACUUUGCAAAGCGAGCUAGACUUUGCAGAUCUUUGCAUGAAGAAUGGCCUCAUGAUUACUCCUGGUCAUGUCUAUAUGUCUGAGAACUAUGGCUGGUUCCGGAUAACCUUCACCGUGGGAAGAGAAGCCCUGGAGGAGGGCUUGAAACGUCUCUUGUUAUCUAUCAAGACCACACUUCAAGAAAGGAAGUCCUAA
Messenger RNA from Penicillium nucicola, 1191 nucleotides. Its product is annotated as pyridoxal phosphate-dependent aminotransferase. Gene Ontology annotation, biological process: amino acid metabolic process; biosynthetic process. Lineage: Eukaryota; Fungi; Ascomycota; Eurotiomycetes; Eurotiales; Aspergillaceae. The transcript is spliced from 5 exons. The coding region runs from base 1 to 1191 and encodes 396 amino acids. The record is from RefSeq and is a predicted model, not a curated record. Gene Ontology annotation, molecular function: transaminase activity; pyridoxal phosphate binding.